Messenger RNA from Ilex paraguariensis (yerba mate), 1497 nucleotides. Lineage: Eukaryota; Viridiplantae; Streptophyta; Magnoliopsida; Aquifoliales; Aquifoliaceae. The record is from the annotation of a GenBank genome assembly.
CUCUGUAAGCCCUAAUCUGGAGAGAUUGAUUCUUAAAGGCUGUUUAAGUUUGGUUGAGGUUCAUGAAUCCAUUGGACACCUAGAUCGACUUAUCCUCUUAAAUCUAAGAGAUUGCAAAAUUCUUAGGAAGCUACCGAGAAACAUUGGUAUGCUAAAAUCUCUUGAAACACUCAACAUAUCUGGUUGCUCAAAUCUUCAUGAACUGCCUGUGGAAUUGAGCAGGUUGGAAUCUUUGAAAGUUCUUAAUGCUGGUGGGAUUGCUACAAAUCAAUUACCAUCUACACUUCCUGAAAAUCUCAAGUCAUUACAACUGUUCCUGGAUGUCAAGACCAAGGAAAAUUCGAGAAAUUACAUGGUCUUCUUUUCCACAAUAUUUAGUAAGCUUAAGUCUUGUGGACUGCAAUUUAUCCAAUGAUGCUUUUCCCAAGGAUUUUAGUCAACUAUCCUUGUUGCGAAGCUUAAAUCUCAGCAAGAACCCAAUUUGUAGCCUACCAGAUUGUAUCAGAGACCUUUCAAGCCUUCAAGCCCUCCGCCUCAAUUCGUGUACAAGGCUCAAGUCACUCCUACAGCUACCAAGAUUGGAAAAAUUGUUUGUUGGGCAUUGCACAUUUUUGGAAAAAAUUACAUUUCUGUCACCUCUGUUCAGACAACAACAAAUCGAACAUACUGGUUGUGCCAAACUAGUUUAUGUUGAGGGCAUGAUCAAGUUAGAACCCAUGGGAAUUUCUGAUGUGGAAAUGAUUGACCACUGGAGCUUCAUUAACUUCAAAGACCUGGCAGACGUUGAGAUAAACAUAUUUGUUCCUGUAAAAGAGAUUCCAGACUGUUUCAGCAUUAAGAGUAGAGAGUCCUCAACAUAUUUUACAGUGCCUUCAGUUUUUUAUGUAAAAAGGCUAAACUUGAACAUCUGCUCUAUUUAUGUACUUUCGGGCUAUAGUGAAAACCAGUCAUGUCUUCAUCCACUAUUAUCUAUUACACUCAGUAAUAAGAGCAAGAACCUCUGUUGGAAAUAUAACCCGACUUGCUUUGGCCGCCCAGAAGAAAAUGAAGACAUGAUGUGGUUAAGCCAUUGGAAGGUGGCGAAUCUAUUGGGUUUGGAAGAUGGCGAUGAAGUUACAGUGUCAGUGAUUAUAAGGGGUGUGUUCGAGUUAAAGGAGUUUGGAAUCAAUCUUGGGUAUGAGCAAGAAGGAAAGAAGGGUAUUCCGGGCAGCAUGUAUCCUUCUAAUCAAGAUGUCGCUCGUGGACAUUACUCAGUAUAUCAGGUGAAGACUGGUGUGUACUUCCUCAGCAAUGAAGCACUCUCAUGGGAUGAUGUUUUUCUACCAACACCCAUCUUGGGUUGGGAUGCAGAAACUAGAGAUGAAAUAAUAAAAUCCAAACAAGGGAGACGGGACUGCGAUAGCAGCAGGAACAGGGGAAGAAUACUACAAUGGUGAUAGCAAAAAGCAGAUGGUUGUUUUUUCCCACUUUCUUUCCGACUCUAAAUGAAGUCAUCCU